AUGACAACAAAUAACCCAUCAUUUACUCGAUAUCAAUCACUUGAAGCAACACAAGUUAUUCCAUUAUUUGAUUCAAUAUCAACAAAAUAUACAUCAACACCACCAUUUAAACCUAAAGCUGGAGAAGUUUAUGUACUAAAACUUGAUAUUGGACAUGAAAACGAUUGGCGUAGUGAUGGUUAUCGUUGGGUACAAAUAGCUGCACGUCGUUUACCAACACAUAAUCCAGUAAUAAAAAAAUGUUAUUUUCAUUCUGGACAAAAAAAUAAGAAAAAAAAUAAAGAUUUUGAAAAACAAGCAUUUGUUUCACUUGUUGAUCCAUCAAAAGUUGUUGUACAAUAUCUUGGUGAUGAAAAUAUUGCUGAAGAAUUUCCACAUGGUAAUUCUAAAAAAAAUACUAAACCAUUUUUUCGUACACGUCCAUCACUUCUUAAUAAACUUAUAUCUGAAGCAGCAACAAAUACUGAAACCACAAAAAUAUUUACGCAAUAUACAAGAAAAAAUUCUUAUGAACAAGAUAAUAAUGAUGAUACAGAAAAUCAUUCUACUGAAAUACAUGAAACAUUUGAUGAUGAUGAUGAUGAUGAUGAAAAAAAGAAAUUAUUAAAAACUAUAAAAUCAUCCAAUAUACAAAAUGAAACAGAAAUUGGUCCCGAAAUUUUAUCUCGACCUCGUAAUAUUGAACAAAUACGUAAUAUAAAAAGACGUUUAGCACGUCGUCUUGUUGCAUCAGCUGAUGAAAUAUCUGAUUUAUAUCAUUUUGCAUGUGAAACACCAAAUUAUAUUGUUCGAUUUACAUUAAUACCAAAUGUUGUUGCUGUUGCAUUUUCAAAUCAAUCAAUGCAUGAAUUUAAUUUAUUAUUAGAUCAUUCUGAUCUUCUAUCACAACAACAUGUUCUUAUUACAUUUGAUUCAUCAUAUACUAUUAAUACAUAUCAUGUUACAUGUAUUUUUUAUCGACAUAUUGCUAUGAAAGAGGAACCAUGUAUUUUACUCGGUUGUGCAUUACAUAAUCGUCGUUGUGAUGAUGUAUAUGAAUAUAUCUUAACACAUUUAAAACAACAAUGUCAGAAUAUUGAAUCUCGUUGUAUAUAUGUAAUUGAUAAUGAUGGUAAUACAUUAAAAAAUAAUUAUUUAUCAAUAUUUUUACCAAAUCUACGUAUUAUUCAUACAUGGAAUUAUAUUUUUUCUCAAUUACAUGCAUGGUUAUUACAAAAUGGUCGUACACAUGCUGAUUAUCAAUUUUAUCUUGCUGAAAUAAAAUCCUUAUUAUUAUGUGCUGAUAUGAAAUUAUUUAUGCGUUUAUAUGAUCGUUGUAAAUCAAAUUGGACACAAGAAUUUCGAACGUAUUUUGAACAAAUUAUUUUACCAUUAGUUGAUACUGAUCUUGGAUCAUGGGUAUUAAAAAAAUUUAAUCUUUUCGAUCCAUAUACAGGUAUAAAAGGUUUAGUUUGUGAAUCAAUGCAAAUUGUGUGUGCACAAUUACGAGAUUGGCGUGAAUCUCGUAUUGAUAGUGGUGCAAUGGUUUUUUAUUGGUUACAAAUGUAUUUUGUUCAACAAUUGCGAAAAACUUAUACUCAUCAUGAUAGUAUUUAUACAUUAAAACAACCUAAAUGUGAUAAAUGGGCAAUGAAAGCUAUGAAAUCAAUCGCUUCUCAUCAAGCAACAACAGUUUUAUCACCAGAUCAAAUUGUUGAACAUAUCCGUAAUAAUGUUUUUACGUCAUCUCUACAUCACCUACAUUCACAAGGUAAACGUUCUACUGAACAACAAAUUUUAACAUUAUCACCAGUGAAACGUCUUAAAACAAUAACAUUUGAUGGUACACAGCAACAACAACAACAACAACAAGAGCCAUAUAUUAUUACAACGACAAAUACAACAGAUUUAAAACGAACAUUGGUUGUUACGGCUCAACAGCCAAGAACAAUGACUAUACAUCGAAUUACUCCAACAACUAAUCCACAAACAGCAUUUCGUCUUGCAACUGUGCCAUCUUCUCAACAAUCACAAAAUUUUUUUAUUACAACAGCUGCUACUACAUUACCAAUUUCUCAAACAACAACUGGAUUAAUUGAUAAUUCAUCAAUGUAUAAUAAUGAUACAGCAGAUUUAACAAGUUUAGUCACAGCAUCAUCUCAAACAUUGAAUACAGCAAUAAAUCAAACACAUUCUGCUUUGGUUUGUCCAACUGUACCAUCAAAUGUUCUUCGAUUAACAGUAGUACGAAAAUAA
Messenger RNA from Rotaria sp. Silwood1, 2235 nucleotides. The record is from the annotation of a GenBank genome assembly. Lineage: Eukaryota; Metazoa; Rotifera; Eurotatoria; Philodinida; Philodinidae.